Molecule: messenger RNA, 3041 nt
Organism: Spea bombifrons (plains spadefoot toad)
Lineage: Eukaryota; Metazoa; Chordata; Amphibia; Anura; Pelobatidae
Gene: MISP3
Product: MISP family member 3
Exons: 6
Coding region: 104-2782 (892 amino acids)
Source: RefSeq, a predicted model, not a curated record
CGCACAAGGUGACCGCCACUUUUCAUACGGCUGUGUACAUACGCUAACUUUGGAUAAAUUGACAUCCGCACUUAACAGAUAAGAAUAUUAUUUACACCUCAUCAUGGCAUCAGAACAGUUGUCUAUGACCACCCCUCUUGUGGUCAUUGAUGAGGACUACAUUCCCAGCAGUCGGGAGAGAGAAUCUGUCGCCGACCAAUCCCAGGGAGAACAGGGGCUGUCUGUCGGGAAUGCAGAUAUUAAACACAAGGGGGCACCAGAGUCCCUUCCAAGUACCGUGACGGUACAGGAGGAGAGAAGCAGGGAAUCUGGAGAAGUAGGAGAAGAGAGAGGUAGGGAAGAACAUAUGAUAGGUCAGGAUGGGCCAAGUAUCAAAGAGCAAAGAAUAGGAGACGAGGGGUCAAGUACCACAAACCAGACAAAAGGACAGCAUGACGGUGGCAAUGAAUGUGAAGAGACAGACAAGGGAAAGGAAACAGGGCAGGAAGAAGCUAGUAUCAAAGAACUAGACACAGUCUUGUUGGAGGCAAGUGCUACGUAUCAAGAAGGUGCAAGCGUGAAUGAUCAGACGGGGAUGGGUGUCAAAGACCAAGAUGGGACCAGUGAAAAGAAAGAGAGACUAGAACAGGAAGGAGCACAUAUCCCGGAACAUGAGGGAGUCAAGGAACAUGGGAGAGAAAAUGAGAUAGCAUCUGAAAACAAAUCUGAUUCAGAACAGGAGAGAACAAAUGGAGAUGAGCAGGAAAGAGGAGGAGAUGGAAAAAGCAGUGCAGGACAAGAGGAAGGGUCCGAGGAAACAAAGCAACCGGGUGUCACAGGGCUAGAAGAGACGACUAGUGGAGAAGAACUAAGAAAUGGAGGGUUAGUGGGAGGUCUGGAGGGUGUUGUGAGAGGAGACACAGGUGAGCAUACGGAGAAAGACGGGUCAGAGGCAGCUACAGAGGGCAAAGUGAUGGGUGACCAAAGUGGAAAGGUCCAACUAGGUGCUCCACAGGAGGAUACAGGUGAACAAACUACAGGACCAGAAACAAUUUCGAGCACACAGAACAAAGGAGACGGAAGUGAGGCGCAGGGGACAGGUGCAGCUGAACAUGUAACAUGCGUUGAAGGGACAGGUACACAUAUAGAAAAAGAUGUAGGCAUUACUGAGGUGGAAGAGGGUGGCAAUGCGGGUGACCAAGUGCAAGAAGUGACAGUUACAGGAGAAGUGACAGUUUCAGGUGUUCAGGGGACCUUGGAGGAAAAGUCCACCAAAGCUCUAGCAGAUGGGUUAAGUGAAAGUGAACAGGUUGAAAACCAGGGAACGGGACAGGUGAGCAGGGAUGCAGAGACUAUAGCGGGAGGAGAGACAGACACACAAAAACACUUAGGAGAACAGGACACAGAUGUCCAAGUGACAGGUACAGACCUACAGACAACAGGUGGAGAAGCAGGUGUAGGUGACAAGGAGGAAUUUCUAUUGACAAGCUCAGUGAAAGAAUUUACAGGUGCACAAGAAACACAAGAAGGCAAAGAAGCAGGGGGAGACAGAGCAGGUGAGCUGACAACAAGUGGACAGGUAAGUUCUUCAGGUGAGAAGGAAGAAAGGGAGGUGACACCUGAUCCCACUAGUGACCCGAGCAGGGAGGGGACAGUAGAUCCAGACCGCCCAGCAGCAUGCUGGGAGAGGGAGGGGCAGCUCCUUAUGUGUACUGGGAGAGAGGUGAAGCCAGACACAGCUUGGCAGGCAGAAACUCAAGUUACCGGCCAAGAACUAGAUCACCAGACACCGGCAAUGAAGAAUAGGGACUUUGUGGAAGAUGGGGAGAGAUCCUCACCCGAGACCCCCAUAGAGAAAGAGAUCAGGCUGUCUAUGGAAAGGGAACAGAUGCUGAGGCAGGAGAGGGGCAUCAGCCUCCCCGUGGGGCAGCAGGAGUUAGUGGAGGUGCGGAUGAAGGCUGUCGCUGGGGAGCAAGGACCACCUGCGGACAAGGAGCGCCAGCUGGCAGGUGCACAGAUGCAGAGGGACAUUCUGCUGGAGAGCCGUAGGGAACUAGACUUGGUACAGCUGGGGAAAGUUAAAGGCAACUAUGACCGUGGACCUCAGCAGGAGCUCCAAGAAAUGAAAUUGAUCUUCGAGAGCCUUGGAUCAGUGUCUUCAGAACCUGUCUCCAAAAAGUGGCAAAGUGGCCCUCCUCAGCCUGUAGCAGUUGAAGCACCUAUCUUGGUGGCAUCUGCAGCAUCCAACCAUGUGACUCCAAGUGCCCCCGGCAUUGAGGUUAAAAAGGGGCCCUCGUAUGCUGAAGCUAACGGAAGCAAUGUUAUCCUAAUAGAACACGGUGCACUCCUCCGAAGAUCUGUAUCUGCGAGUUCCUCAGCGCCUAGCACUGCCAAUCUAUCCAGGUCAACCCAAGUGGAUUCUCCGCAAUCCGUUCCUGGGAGUCCCUUUCAACUCCUGCGCUCACCGAGUCCCCGCUCUAUCCUGGAGAGAGAGAUCGAAGAAGUGCAGGAGAGAGAGAGGGAACUCCAGAGGCAGAGGAGCAGUGUGUAUGGGAGAGAUGAAAGUUCUGUAGAUGCCGCCAAAAAGGAACCUGAAAGUAGAGUGGAUGUCCAAAGUGGGACAUACCAACCAGAGCGACCAAACUGGAGAAAACUGGAAGUGAACUGGCCCCCGAGCCCAGAUGUUACUGUGAAUGGACAGCAAUCCGAGCAGACUGUAGAAAGCCCCAGAACUCGCCGUCAGCGCAGUGCGCUCAUCCAGAGCUGGGAAUCCGGAACACCAAACCCUCUUGAUAACGAGUAGACGGAGGACCCAAAAGAGAACUGUUAUGCAAAUAGGUGGUGUGGGAUUCCAGCACCUUCCACUUCUAUGGACACUCAGAAUGGGACUGAACUCCCUCAAACCCACAUUUGCAUAGAUAUAUAUCGCUACAAUGUAUUACUAUGGCGCCACCUGAACACACAGCGUUCCUAUUUGGCUUUGCCUCGCACAUCACAUGAUCAAACCCUAAUCUGCCAAUCAGCGUUUUGUAAUCUAAAUAAAAUUCCUAAUUUAUAAUACA